Molecule: messenger RNA, 1044 nt
Organism: Protopolystoma xenopodis
Lineage: Eukaryota; Metazoa; Platyhelminthes; Monogenea; Polystomatidea; Polystomatidae
Source: the annotation of a GenBank genome assembly
AUGAUACAAGUUAUCCCUGUCAAUGACAAUCCACCUGUUUUCAUUCGCCCAGUUGUUGCUCUCCAAGUUAAAUUCAAUUCUACCACCCUAGUACCAUUUAAUUGGCUGGCAAUAGAAGAUCCUGAUUUACUUCUGGAUAACUCGAAUGAUAGUAGAUUAUUAGCAGAUGCCCACAAAUCUAAAGAAUCAAAUAAAGGCAACGCUACCUUCACGACAUUGUCAGAAUAUGCUGCUAAGCGACUAGCGAUUUCAUGGCAGGACUGGACUCCGAUUAUGAAAAAUAGUUUUGGCGCAUCAGAAGGGUUCUGCUGUGGCGAAUUUUGGGGUAAAGUCUCUGAAAGUUCAGGUUAUCCCUUUGAAGAUGCCGACCUGGCUGGCCUCAUCAUCGGCCAUUUUGUUUCAAUGAAAACUGGCCGCAAAUUGACUAUUUUUACGCUUGCCGAUGUGGCUGCUGGCCGUAUUGGAUUUCACCACGAAGCCAGAGUAGAAACAAACCUAAGCAGAUAUUAUGACGCACCAGCCAAAAUUUCGCAUUCAGACCGUCGUUUUUGGACACCCCAUGGCUGCCUCCGCUUGACAAUUUCAGACGGUGUUUUCAGCGUGAGUCGAAUGGUUAUCGUGAACGUGACAAAACCAAUGUUUGUGGUGUUGCCUCAACGAGUUCCAAUAGAUGCCAGAUCAGGAAAAGGCGCUCUUGUGACAUUUGAGGUCAUUACAAACAUGAAUGUGGAUCCAACCCGGUUUAAAAUUGAACUUAUUCAUCCACCUUUAUAUGGUAUAUUGUAUCUUGCUAGCAAUGAUGAAUUUACUCAAGAACCAUGGGCGGUGAAACGUCUUGGAUCUGAAAACUCCCAUGUAAGUCUUGAUGAUGCGUCAGUGGAUCUUGAGCUAAACACAAAAUGUGGACCUUCAAUUACGAGCUUGAACUUUGGAGAGGUGUUAAAUCGACGGUUGAGAUACUGUCAGACGCUAUCAAGUAAUGAAUUGAUUGCACUUCGAUAUCCAGAAUUUCUAAAGGCAAGUUUAGCAAAUAGCAAAUAUUAG